AUGCAGAUACCUGAGUCUCGACUGGGAUCAAAAAUUCAGAACCAUUAUACUAGAACUAAUGAAAUCCUACUCUUUGGCUCUAAUGGACAAAGGCUAGUAUAUAAGGGUCCCAGAGGAGACAAAGGGCCACCAGGAGAAAGGGGUCUACCAGGUGUACCCGGCAUAGAUGGUGAAGAUGGUCCACCAGGGCCACCAGGCCUCCCUGGUCCUCCAGGUCUUGGCGGAAACUUCGCUGCUCAGUAUGAUCCAUCUAAAGCAGCUGAUUACGGCCAUGGACCCAUGGGUAUAAUGGGACCCAGAGGCCCACCUGGAACAAGUGGACCCCCUGGUGCUCAAGGUUUCCAAGGACCUGCUGGUGAGCCUGGUGAACCUGGUCAAACAGGUCCCGUUGGUUCCCGUGGUCCAGCUGGUCCUCCUGGAAAGGCUGGUGAAGAUGGUCACCCUGGAAAACCUGGAAGAUCUGGUGAGAGGGGCGUUUCUGGUCCUCAGGGUGCUCGUGGUUUCCCUGGAACUCCUGGUCUGCCCGGCUUUAAAGGAAUUAGGGGACACAACGGUCUGGAUGGUCAAAGGGGACAAGCUGGUGCUCCAGGUGUCAAGGGUGAACCUGGUGCCCAUGGUGAAAAUGGUAGCCCAGGACAAGCUGGUGCUCGUGGCCUCCCCGGUGAAAGAGGAAGAGUAGGUUCUCCUGGACCCACUGGUGCUCGUGGAAGUGAUGGCAGCGCUGGCCCCACCGGUCCUGCUGGCCCCAUUGGUACUGCUGGUCCUCCAGGUUUUCCAGGUGCUCCUGGUGCCAAGGGGUGCUGGGGACCCACAGCUCCCAUGAAAGCCACUGACUUCCAUGGGAACUACAUAGGCUUCCAAGGCUCAGUGCCUCUGAAAACAGGUAAAAAGGCUAUGUCUACACCGUGA
Molecule: messenger RNA, 909 nt
Organism: Emys orbicularis (European pond turtle)
Lineage: Eukaryota; Metazoa; Chordata; Testudines; Emydidae
Product: collagen alpha-2(I) chain-like
Exons: 15
Coding region: 1-909 (302 amino acids)
Biological process (GO): extracellular matrix organization
Molecular function (GO): extracellular matrix structural constituent conferring tensile strength
Source: RefSeq, a predicted model, not a curated record